Messenger RNA from Hyalella azteca, 1081 nucleotides. RefSeq lists its product as uncharacterized. The record is from RefSeq and is a predicted model, not a curated record. The transcript is spliced from 3 exons. Lineage: Eukaryota; Metazoa; Arthropoda; Malacostraca; Amphipoda; Hyalellidae. The coding region runs from base 66 to 905 and encodes 279 amino acids.
GUGAUUAGGCAUUGGUGAUUCUUCGAGAGCGCAAACGAGGAGGAGAGUCAACCCCCACAACCAAAAUGAGAACAACGGCACAUUUAUGUCUGUGGCUGCAGUGCAUCAUGGUUUUAUUGGCAAGGAUUUGCAGUGCCGCUCAAUGUACGGCAUUUAUGGGCGUUGACUUAAACCAAACUGGCGAACUGACGAUGAUGAAGUUGAACUUCUGCCAGAACUGUACCACCGGCACAUACGACUUUGAGUCGUUUUAUGUUAAUGUACAUGACGCUGCCGAACUCAUUAAAUUUCAGCCGGCACCUCAGUGGGCAAAUGUGUCAAACGCAACACAAAUCGAAAUGCAAGCCUCGAUGUUGAGGGAUCAACUGCAAACGUUUGUUCGCAAUUGCGGUUCUGACCCUGCAGCCCAGGAUGGAGAGGACGACAACCCUUUGAGUCGUUUAAGAGAUGAGUGGUCGAGGUUCGAUUUAGGCACUUGGUUCUCUACUUUUGCCGAAGAAUUUGGCAAGCAGAUUAUUGACGCCGUUUAUUGUGACCGCAACAGAAAGUUCCCUGAAACCUUCGAAGAAGUCCUGGACUUGGACAUACGAGAAAUAACUGCUUUGGCGUGCACCAUGGAUCUCAGGGAGAGAGCCCGGAUGUACAUGGAUUCGUACGUAGAAGCGUACAAAUAUUUAUUCUCGUUGGAUGGUGCAAUUGAAGCUGCCCGCCACUACUACGACAGCCUCAGAGUCUACGCACCUCCAGACCUGUUACUGAACAUCUUGUUAGUGGGUUGGCAGAACUCCUUCCUAGUAGGCCUACCAAUGUUCAUAGAGGCCCAUAACAACAACCCUGGUGGCGACUCUCGAGAUUUCUGGACGGCUUUCAAUAUGUUCUUCUUGGGGCCCGCAGUUUUUGAUUAAUGCAAUAUUACUGAGGAGGGGGAAUUCCCGAGUGGUUAAUGUCUUUUAUGUUCACGGACGUGUUGCCAUUGUUGGAAAUAUUUCAUUUCAGCUCAGCAUUUAUGAAAAAUUAUUACCACAUUUUUAUGUACGGACAUGAUAGGGAUUUCUAAAAUUCUAUUUUCUUUACUUAAUUU